AUGCAAAGUUCGCGUAAUGCAAUCGACAUUAGCAGUGCUUCGGUAGUUGAUCUCAAAGCAGAACUUUUUAAACAAAAAGAAGAAUUCAAACAACAAAAGGCUGCAGCGGGUGAUAAACCAAUAUCUGCAGCAUCUCGAUUACGAGGAAAGAAAUUGGGAGCAUGGGCUCAAAAUAAAGGAGUUAGCGAAAGGGCUAAGCGUGAUCAAGCUGCUCUCGAUGAAGAUGGAGAACCAACUCUUGAAGCGAGUCGAAUAGCAUUAGAGAAAAAAGCAAAAUUAUAUGACAAGUUGAAAAAGACAGGAAUAGAAGAUGAAACACUUGCUGAAGAGAUAUUAGUUGAUUUUGAUCGUAAGGCAUUUGAAGAAGUAUCGGAUGACAAUGAUAAAGAUGAAAAUGAUAAACAAGACGAAAAAAAUGAAGAAGAUCCUUGGGUAGAAUACGUUGAUGAAUUUGGACGUACGCGCGUAGCAAGGAAAAGUCAAGUCCCAAAAGAACCAUCACCGCCACUGCCUUCUAGUAGUAACAACAUGUCACUAGAAGAUGACAACGAGUAUCAACCUACAAUGAUGUCGGCUGAUAUGUACAUGGAGCAAGAACGGCUACGAUGGGAAAAAGAAGCUUUAGAAGAGCUGAAGAGAGGUCCUCAGCAUUAUGACGAGACUAAAGAAAUUCGAACAAAGGGUGUGGGGUUCUACCGGUUUUCAAAGGACGAACAAGAGCGUCAGGAGCAAAUGCGUGCAUUGAAAGAGAUGCGAAAUGAGACUCUACAAAAACGAGCCCUCAAACAAAAUAUCAAGGACAAACGAAAAUUACAACUAGAAGCACGAAUGGCGUUAGUUCGCGCCAAGAAAUUAAAAACUACCGAAGCCUCGAGUAGCACUACCACCGUUAUAUCUGAAACGUCAGCUGAUAAUAUUGUUAAUAAAUUAUUACAUUCCUCUUCCCCGACGAUUUCAAAUGAUAAUAUGGUCCUGUUGCAAACCUCAGCAGAAUCAGAGGUUUAUGAAGAAGAUAAUGAAAAGGCUGUUAUCGAUUUAUUAGCGAGUAUAAGAAAGCAGGUAUCAACCGCAUCAACUGGUACCGUGGAGAAAACAUUUCGUGGUGCCGCCAAGCUUCACGACGUGCCCACGGGUCGUGAUACUUCUUUGUGGGUAUUUGGUUGUAUUGUUUCCAGUGUGGUGUAG
Molecule: messenger RNA, 1185 nt
Organism: Ambispora leptoticha
Lineage: Eukaryota; Fungi; Glomeromycota; Glomeromycetes; Archaeosporales; Ambisporaceae
Source: the annotation of a GenBank genome assembly